CUUCUGCAUUUUAUUUUUUGUACAAUCGGCAUUUUUCUAUUAAUUUUCGCGUAAAACAUUACUCUGUACGCACUGAUUAAUUGAAAAGCAAAUCGAGAGGCCUACUAUAAUAUUCAAUCUGUACAACGAAUCCCGUUGACUUGCUGGGAUUAAUUGUGAGAUAACUGCAGAAUCUACUACCCUCUUCUCUGUAAUCUAAGAUUAUUUGCAAUUGUAUAUGUUUUUUUCUUGGAUCAAAACCAGCUCAGGAACAGGGAGGAAGUUACCAUUUUUGUUCUGCAAUCUAUUAAUUUUUUUCGUUCUCAAUAAGGGAGCCAAGAAAAUGCCUCUAGGGGAGCUCUUUCUUUCACCAUUCAUUGAAGUACUGUUUAUGCAAUUAACUUCACGUCCGGUGUUGGCCUUCACCCACUGGGAGAGAAUUGAAACCCACCGCAGGAAAUGGAAUAAAAAUCUGUCUAUUAUUGAGGAUGUGCUCGAUGAUGCUGAAGACAAGCAAUUGAUUGACCAAGCUGUAAAAGUAUGGCUGGAGGGCCUCAGGGACUUGUUUUAUGACUUGGAAGAUAUAUUGGAUGAGAUUACCACUCAAGCCCUGAUUCUAAAAUUGGAAGGAGUUCAGGAAAGAACAAGCCUGUUAUGGAAAUUCAUCCCCACAUGCACCAGUUUAUUGCCUGGUUCGAUUGCAUCCGAUUAUGGGAUGAUGUCCAAGAUAAAAGAAAUCUCAAACAGAUUUGAUGAUAUAGUGAAGCAAAGGACUGGUUUGAAGUUGAUAAAGAAUUUGGGGGGGCAUUCUAACCUAUGGACGGCAACAAGAUUGCCUAGCACUUCCUUAGACGAGCCCGAAAUUUAUGGAAGAGACAAGGAUAAAGAAGCUGUAAGUAAAUUGCUGAUUGGCGAAGGGGUGUGUCAUGAUGAUGUUUGCUACAUUCCCAUCGUUGGGAUGGGUGGGAUUGGCAAAACGACUCUUGCCCGACUCGUCUAUAACGAUAGAGAAGUUAAAGCAAGCUUUCAUGUGAGGACUUGGGUUUCUGUAUCUGGAGAAUUUGAUGUGUUUACUAUAACCAACAAAAUUUACAGGUCAGUGACGGAUGAUUAUGGCAAAUUUGAGGACUUGAAUAUGCUUCAAGUCAGUCUGCAGCAGAAGUUGUCGAAGAGCAAGUUCCUUAUUGUUCUCGAUGAUGUUUGGAAUGAGGACUAUGAAAAGUGGAACGUCCUAUGCCGUCCUUUCCACAUGGGGCAACCUGGAAGCCGAGUUAUCAUUACAACUCGUCUUGAUCAUGUUGCAUCAAAGGUGGGGUCUGUUCCAGCUUACCAUAUGAAUUUGUUGACUGAUGGUGAUUGCUUAUCUCUUUUAGCUCAUCAUUCUAGAAGAUCAAUCUGUGAUGAUCCAGAUUUAAGAGAAAUUGGUAUGGCAAUAGCGAAGAAGUGUGAAGGCUUGCCUAUAGCAGCAAAGGCACUUGGUGGCCUCCUACGUUCUAAGGAAAGAAAGGAAGAGUGGGUAGAUGUGUUGAAGAGCAAGUUAUGGGAUUUACCAGAACAAAAUAACAUUCUUCCUGUUUUGAGAUUAAGCUAUCAUCAUCUGCCUUCACAUUUGAAGCAUUUGUUUGCUUAUUGCUCCAUAUUUCCUAAGGGCUAUGAGUUUGACAAGAAUGAGCUGGUAUUAUUGUGGAUUGGAGAAGGUUUUCUGCAACGGGCAAGAGGGCACAAAAUGAUGGAAGAGUUAGGCAUUGAGUGUUUUAAUGAACUAUUUUCAAGAUCCUUUUUCCAACGACUAAGUUGCACUGAUUCACAUUUUGUGAUGCCUGGCUUUAUGAAUGACUUGUCUCAACUUGUUGCUGGAGGAAUGUGCUAUAGGCUAGAUGAGAAAGUAGAUACUAAUCAGGAGAAUAGAAUACCAGAAAAAACUCGUCAUGCUUCAUUCCUUCGUCAUGAAUUUGAAGUUUUCACAAAAUUCAGGGCAGUCAAACGAGUUCAAGGUUUGAGAACUUUCGUACCGAUGCCUGUCCAAAAUUCUCGCGUUUGGCCUCCUUUCUACUUAUCAAACAAGAUCUUACUUGAAUUGCUUCCUGAGUUGCAUCGCUUAAGAGUGCUAUCCCUGAGCGGCUAUUCCAUCACUGAGCUUCCAAGCAUCAUCUGCAAGUUGAUACAUUUACGGUACCUCAAUUUAUCCGGUACCUCUAUUGUUUCAUUGCCCGACUCUAUAGGUGAUCUCUACAACUUGCACACUUUAUCUUUAAGUAAUUGUCGCUUUAUCCGUCGGUUGCCCCCGGAAGUAGGAAAUUUAUCCUACCUACGCCAUCUUGACAUCUCUAACACAGAUCAACUGAGGGAAUUGCCGGUUGAAAUCGGUAAUUUGAAAAGCCUGAGGACGCUACCAAAACUUGUUGUCAGCAAAAUUGGUGGCUUGGGACUGAGGGAAUUGAGGAAUCUUGAGCAUUUGCAGGGGACCCUUGCUAUUUCAGAAUUGCAAAAUGUGACGGACAUCGAGGAUGCAAAGGAGGCAUGUUUAAGGCAUAAGCAAGAACUUGAUGAAUUACAACUGGCAUGGGGGAAAGAUAUUGACGUUUCUAUCGAUAGGAGUUUCGAAAAAGAAGUGCUAGACAUGCUACAGCCUCAUGAAAGCUUGAAAAAUCUCAAGAUUGAAUUCUAUAGAGGUAAAAACUUCCCAAGGUGGGUAGGGGAUAUAUUAUUUUGCAAAUUAUUGAGCAUAAGCCUUGGCAGCUGUAGUGAAUGUACAUCUUUACCCCCAUUUGGGCAACUGCCAAUGCUCAAGCACCUGCGCAUAGAAGGCAUGCGUAAAGUCAAACACAUUGGUGUUGAGUUUUGCGGUGCUGUGGCUGUCCCAUUUCAACGACUCGAGAGUCUAAGAUUUUACGACAUGCCAGAAUGGGAAACAUGGUCCCGUUCUGCCAAUGGUGAGGAAUCCGAGAACCAGUUCCCUCAUCUUACUCAGCUUACAAUAUUCAAAUGCCCCGAGUUAACUAAUGUUUCUCCAUUGAAGCUUCCCAUUCUUCGUGAGUUGGAUCUUCAGGAAUGCAAUAAUGUAGUGUUACGAAGUUUCAGUAAUCUUAACAAGUUAACCUGCUUGAAAGUUGAGUCUGUUACAGGGCUGUCUCAUCUACCGGGGGAACUUUUGCACUCCACUGAAUCGCUUGAAGUUUUGGAGUGUUGUAAUUGCAGGGAAAUGCUUUCACUGUGGAAAAGGGGAGAUACAGUAGAACAUCUUGUCCGUCUAAGACGCCUCAUCGUUGCUGACUGUUUGGAACUUGUAUCCCUUUGUGAAGAGGAGCAACAGAUGCCAUGCAAUCUUGAAGUUUUGGAGAUAUUUAGCUGUGCAAGUCUAAUGUCCAUUCCUAAUAUGAGCAACCUCAGAAUCUUGAGAGAGUUUAUCAUCAAGAAUUGCCAAAGACUUGUCAGCUUUCCAGAAAAUGGCGUCCCUCCCAAGCUUCGACGCCUUGAGAUAUUUGGUUGCAAUGCCUUUGAAUCCCUGCCCAGUAGCUUCUCAAACCUUGAAAGGCUUGAGAUUAAGGAAUGCUCGUCUCUGAGGACAUGUUUCGAUGGUAACUUCCCUAUCACCCUUCAGAAACUUUCAAUCAAAACAUGCAAUCAACUUUCAGAGGUGAUGCUUCCACCGAACGGUGAAAUUUCACUGGAAGAGCUUACUAUAUCCAAGUGGCUGAAUUCCGGCUCUAUACUUCAGCAUGUCAACAGCUUUUCACAAGUUUUUAAACUGUAUCUAUAUUGUAAUGGUCUAGACAACUUCCCGGAUCAAGGGUUGCCACCAAACUUGAGAACGCUUUCCAUUGAGCAUUGUUCAAAUCUCAAGUCCUUGCCAAUGCAGAUUCGAAACCUCACAUCCCUCGUAUCACUUGAGAUACGUACUUGUCGCAAGCUUCAGAACUUUCCAAGAUGUGAUUUUCCCCCAAAUUUAUCUUCACUAAGUAUCUGGGAUUCUAGGAAACUCAAGCCUCUAGUAUGGUGGGGUCUACACAGACUAACCUCUCUUCGAGAAUUUUCUAUCUGUGGCGGAUUUCAAGAACUGGAGUUUCUUGGUGAUGACGACGGUCUCUUUCCUCAUUCUCUAAAAAAGUUUUCUAUUGCAAGAUUUCCAAAACUUACUUCGCUCUCUAAGGUUCUUGAAAAUCUCUCUCUGCAACACCUAUCGAUCAUGAAUUGUGCCAGCCUUAAUGAUUUGCCCAGUGAAAACCUGCUUGAAAAGCUUUGGCAUCUAGAAAUAAGCAACUGUCCUCCUCUAAAACAACGGUGUCUCAAAGAUGAAGGGGAUUAUUGGAACAAGAUAGCUGGAAUUCCUUGUGUGGAGUUAGAUGGCACUUACAUUUACAGACAGAGUUCGGGUUAAGUUGCAGAAACUUUUCCUCGUUUCAGGGCACCAGAGACCAUAUCUUUAUGUAAUCAGUUAACCAGCAUUGUCUACAACUUUUUAUUUAUGGUAGACAAGUUCCCUGGACAAUACAAAAAGAAAACAUCAAUUUCGAUCAAGGGUGAUUGAACUUUCAAGCUGGUGACACACAACUCUUUUGAUUGUAAGCAUUAUCUUGUCACUGAUGCUAGCUCUCAACACACUACCACAUCAAGAAGUAUGAAAGACUGUAGAAAGUUUUGAGUUUCUAAAAUGUAUUGAUGGUGAUUUCCUAUAUUUGCAGAGUACUUUCAAAUUUUUAUUCUGUACUUUCAAAGAAGUGCUCAUCCAAUUGUUGUACGGUAAAAGUGGUCACUGCGGGUUGUGGAACAAAUUUUCUCCAUGAAUUGCAAUGUGUGGUAAGUUGAAUUUGCUGAGCUAAUUGAAGAGAUUUCCUAAUGACUACAAUCUGUUCCAAGAUUGCAAAAAAUGUAGCCUUAAUGUCAAGAACCUGCCCUUCAGUUUCUUCUAUUAGGAGAAAAGAGGCCCCCGUUUUUACUUCUACAUAUUGAAGUUUGAUUUCAGGCUUAGAUAACACUUUAUCUUUAGCUCUGUGACAUGUUUGGCCCGGCUUACUAAA
This is a messenger RNA of Olea europaea var. sylvestris, 4997 nucleotides long. RefSeq names its product putative disease resistance protein At3g14460. Lineage: Eukaryota; Viridiplantae; Streptophyta; Magnoliopsida; Lamiales; Oleaceae. The transcript has 3 exons. The coding region runs from base 218 to 4357 and encodes 1379 amino acids. Gene Ontology annotation, molecular function: ADP binding. The record is from RefSeq and is a predicted model, not a curated record. Gene Ontology annotation, biological process: defense response to other organism.